Molecule: messenger RNA, 543 nt
Organism: Linnemannia hyalina
Lineage: Eukaryota; Fungi; Mortierellomycota; Mortierellomycetes; Mortierellales; Mortierellaceae
Source: the annotation of a GenBank genome assembly
AUGCUCGAUGCUAGGAAACCAAAAACUAGAGCUACCCAUACUCUCACAGCCACUUCCUUACAUAUUAAUUUGACCCGCUGUUCCUUGCCGCCGAUACCAAUCAACGACGCCAAUGACCCGGCGUCACAUUGCCUCGGUCUAAACCAGCCCUUCCAUGCCUCAUUUGAAUACGGCCAGGGUUCCCGAGCCUAUACCAACUCUGUCAGCUUGUCAACCAUCAGUCUAACCCCACCUACCGAGACCCUCAACUUUGAGGGCGCCUUCGAGAACCUAUUCAAGCUGGCCAAAUUUGAUCCAACUGCUCUGGCGCUCUGCAAGGACAUUGACUUGCCAAUGGUACCCCCUUUCCAUGCGGGUCUGUUGUCGUAUCUCUUGCGUCUGGAAGCACUUGGACGAUUGGACGAUUGGCCUUGCUUGUUUGGGCAGGGGAACUCGUUUGUGCUACACUUGAUUGACAAGAUGCAGGGACGGGUCGUGUUCCCCGAGGAUAGCGAGAACGAGAAGGUGAUCUGGGACAAGCGGCGGAAUGAAACCAGUGCCUAG